GCUCAGUGCCAACAUUCUCUCUCGCUUGUCAUCCAGCCAGUACAGCAAUGUUUCCAUGGGUUUCGAACAAUACCGUGUCGAAGACCCUUAUGGGUUGAACAAUCGUGGACAGCGAUCGGCUUGGACAGUGGUCGGCUUAAUAUGCUCCUCGUCGAAGGCAUUUGCCUGCGGUCAUUCUCACAUCGGUCCCCAAAUGCACGGUCUUCAGGCGUGUUUGAUCGACGGAUAUGUCUUGCAAGGUACCUCUCCUCAUAGCGCGAGCCUGACACCCCCUCAUACCAACACCACUGGCUAUACGGACAUUGCUGGAUAUGCUAACGUGAGCCCUUUUGGCACGGUCGGUGUUGCCGCGACAUUGAAUCAGAGCUACGGCUAUGGCAUGUAGAGCAGGUACAUUGAUUGGUGCGUUUUUUCUUCUACUAUUAGUAUACACGAGCUAACUACCUUCUUCUACAGCUGGUUACGAACGAGUUCACUGGAUCAGACGGAGACGAGUAGCGGAUGGCGGGCGUGAGCUGGGUGGACGGCGCUAGUAGGGUGCUGGGUUUUUUUUCGUCAUUUUU
Molecule: messenger RNA, 563 nt
Organism: Suillus clintonianus
Lineage: Eukaryota; Fungi; Basidiomycota; Agaricomycetes; Boletales; Suillaceae
Exons: 1
Coding region: 56-385 (109 amino acids)
Source: RefSeq, a predicted model, not a curated record